This is a messenger RNA of Pomacea canaliculata, 7667 nucleotides long. RefSeq names its product serine/threonine-protein kinase DCLK1-like. Lineage: Eukaryota; Metazoa; Mollusca; Gastropoda; Architaenioglossa; Ampullariidae. The record is from RefSeq and is a predicted model, not a curated record. Gene Ontology annotation, biological process: protein phosphorylation; intracellular signal transduction. Gene Ontology annotation, molecular function: ATP binding; protein kinase activity.
GGGUUAUAUGCAAAUAAAUGGGAGCAUAGGCGGAGAAUAUGGCGGCUCUUCGCUUGGAGGGUACUUACCUUCUACUUCCACUUGAUAACGAAAGAUGGAUAUCUUUGCAUCAAGGAAAUCUUUCAUGGAUUGGCUCAGCUGUCUAGGUGGCAUUACAACUCAUAGCAUGCAAAAUAUGGUCCAGUUGUAACAUACUGAAAAUCAGAAGAUGACUUGAAGAUUUGCCUCAGAUCUGGUCAGCUUUUCAGGAAUAUUAGAAUAAAGAACUUGGAUUUAUGUCUGGUUUAGACAGCCAGCAACAAACAAUAAGACAAACAUGUCGGCCUCGGUGACAGAGAACAUUUCUAGGCGGUUGAUGAAUCCUGGAAUAUCACAAGUCCACAAAGAUGUCACUGAUGAAAGGUACAGAGAAUUACCCCGCCCAAGGAAAGUGCGAUUUUUUGUUAGGGACAGAUUUUUCCAGGGAAAGAAGCUGUAUAUCACACCACACAAGUAUUAUAACUUCAAUGACUUGUUGAAUGAUCUGACUGGCAAGUUGCCUUCCAGCAUUAAUCUGCCUUAUGGAGUUCGUCAGAUUUUCACUCCAGUUGGUGGACGGCGCAUAUCAGACAUUGACGAUCUCCAGGAUGGGGAAACUUAUGUGUGUGCUGGAUUCGAGGGCUUUAAAACAAUAAAAUAUGGUCGCACUGAGCUGGAGCCUUGGUCUGUUGGCAAACCAAUGCGACCAUUGAAUUCCCUGGAUGGCGAGCUCGGCGCAGAGUUGUCCUACGGAAGUUACAAAUACCGGGGCUAUGUUGCCAACGCUUUCCACCCGGGCCGCUACUACCGCGGCAACGGCAACCCACCCAAUCGCCGUUGGCCGGGUGGCUUUGCCAGCACAAACCAGCGCUUUCCCGCCGGUCUGCUGGGAGGCCCUAUGGAGGCCGGCCAUCUAAAGCCCAAGGUGAUCACGAUCGUGCGCAACGGCUCGCAGCCUCUGAGCAACGUCAAGAUCCUCCUCAACCGCCGAAGCGUCCAGUCCUUCGAGCAGUUACUUGCAGACAUCAACGAGGCUUUCGGAUCGAAGUGGCGCAAGAAUCGCGUCUGCAAAAUGUUCACGACCCACGGGAGAGAAGUAAAGGGCGUGGCGGACUUUUUUCGCGAGGAGGACUGCUUCAUUGCAGUUGGAAGUGAAGGCCUGAGCGAGCGGGACGUGGCGGACAUCAUCGAGGAGCUGUACCCAGACAGCGCGUACGCCAAGGUGCUGCUGAAGGACUGGGACAAGCAGCGCCGCCACAACAACAAAGGUGGCUUGACCAACAGGGAGUCGGAACAGGGAGACAAGCGGGACAGCGGCUUCGUGGACGGUAGCGACACCAACAGCAACAGCCAUCGCGAGCAGGACUACGCCAGUCCCCCGGCUCCCCGUCAGUCUCGUCUGCGGCGAAGCAAGAGGGCUGCCGCAGCGGCUCUGAUGGUGAGUGCUGAGCCAGACAGUUCGGCCAGCUUCGAGGCCAUUUCACCCCACAACGAUCACCACUUUCUGAACAAGAUCGAAAAGGAGCGCCUGCGGGUCUCCAACGAUGAGCGAGACAAAGCGCGGAAACGCCAUCAUCGGGCGACGGAACAGGAACGGAGAACUCUCGACGAAGAGAGACGAAGACGUGGUUUACUUCCCCUGAACCCGCUGAAACCCCUGGAGGACAUCCCGAGAAAGGAAGUAAGGGAGAAGGAAAGAGAAGACGGCCAGCGGAAGAAGGAAGAGAUGAAGAAAGUAGAAGAGGAAGAAGAAGAAGAGGAAGAGAAUGAGGCAGAGAAAAUAAGGAAAGAAAGAGAGGAAGCAGAAAGGGCUGCACGCGAACGUAUGGCGGCAGCGGAGAAGGCGAAAGCGGACAAAGAACGGAUGGAGAAAGUAGAAGCAGAGAAAGAAAACAGAAACGAAAAUGAGAAGAAAGGAGAGAAGGAACACGUCAAAGAGUACGACGACGGAAGAGCGGAGAAGGCUAAGGACGAACAAACCGGCGAGAAGAUCGACCAGCCUAGAGACAACCCCGUGAAAGUGGAGACAACAACGGCGACGGUAGCAACGGAAGAGAAAGACAAGGAGAGGAAGCGGAAGCGAGACAACGCCGGCGAGAAGGAGGCUGCCGGCCGCAAGGCGAAGGUCAAGGUCGUGCGGCGCAGCCGAGCGGAGCGGCAGGUGGCGAACGACACGGUGGUGAUGGAGCGGUACGACCUGGGCCGCACCAUGGGGGAUGGCAACUUCGCCAUCGUGCGCUGGGCGCGGCACCGGGCCACCGGCCAGGAGUUCGCCAUGAAGGUCAUCGACAAACCCAAGCUGAAGGGCAAGGAACACAUGGUGGAGAACGAGAUCGACAUCAUGAAGGACUGCAACCACCCCAACAUCGUAAAGCUGUACGAGGAGUACGAGACUGCUGACAAGAUCUACCUGGUGAUGGAGCUGGUCAAGGGUGGAGAUUUGUUUGAUGCUAUCACCCAGAGUGUCAAGUUUGGUGAAGUGGAUUCAGCACACAUGGUGAAAAACCUUUGCAGCCUCUUCUACAUGCACUCCAGAUCUAUUGUCCACCGAGACCUCAAGCCUGAAAAUCUUCUGGUACACCGCAACAAAGACACAAGCAUCACGCUUAAACUUGCUGACUUUGGGUUGGCCAUGGAAGUGAAGGAGCUGAUUUUCACUGUGUGUGGUACACCUACUUAUGUGGCACCUGAGAUUCUUACAGAAAGUGGCUAUGGGCUAGAGGUGGACAUGUGGGCUGUUGGAGUGAUAACCUACAUCCUUCUGUGUGGUUUUCCGCCUUUUCGAAGCCCUGAUCGUAACCAGACAGAGCUUUUUGAAUAUAUCAAGGCUGGGGCAUACGAGUUUUUGUCUCCUUACUGGGACAAUGUAUCAGAAAGUGCAAAAGAUCUGAUAAGACGUUUGCUGGUUGUGGACAAAUCCAAACGUUAUACUGCUGUUGAUGUACUCAGCCAUCCAUGGAUUGUUUGUGGGGGUAACACCAACCACCCUCUUCCAGGCAUCAGCAGUGUCAGCAACUACUGCAAGGAGGUCCGGCGAGACCUGGAAGAACAAGCAAAGCAUAACUAUGAAAGCUAUCAAAGGUUAAAGGAAAAGAAGAGACGUGAUGAGUAAAGUUUUCUGCAGGUGUGUGCCAGACUGCAGGUCAUUGUGAUUCAUGGGUCAGUGUUUUCCUUCAUGCUUUCUAAAACAAACCUUCACUGCUGUUUCAGUCUCAAAGUGCCUGUCUUAUUACAAUUAGUAUCAUUCUGUGGGAUGAAAAACUAUACACUGACAUUAUUUUUAACAGGCCACAGAAUUUUUGAUACUAAGAGUUGGAAGCUAAGGCAUUUCUCUGAACUGGUUGCUUGUGAUGAACUACUUUAUAAUGUGGUGCUGCCUGGAAUAGAACUUGAAAAAUGGGAGGUUCACAUGUCAGCGAUUCAGUGCAAUUUCUAAAUUGUAACUAGAUUUUCCUUAUGUGCUUAUGAGGAAAAGUUUGUAACAAUUAAUCGUUUGGCAGAAGCAUGCCUAAACUACAAGGCUACCUUCAUAUAUGGCCAGCUGUAGUUGAGUUCCUUUUUACAAUGAAACAUUCUCACCAGCCUGUGAUAUUAAGGGCUUUUGUAAAGAGGAAAGCUAGAAAUGUACCAGCAACUCCUAUACAUUCCUCUGUUUCACUUAAAAACUACAGAUUAAAGUACCAAAAUCUUUGGUGCCAGUGUCUAUUUUAUGACAUGGCAUCAAAGCCAAGCAAGGUGAUUCAGGUCACUAUCCAUCUCAGGGAUUGAAUUCUGUUUCAUACAUCACUUUAUAAAAUAUCUGUUUUCUAAUGUUUCAUUUUGCAUUCCUUACUAAAAGAAGAGAGAGUGUGUAUGUGUGAUAGGCCCUUUUCUUUGAUGAAGAUUCAAAAACAGCUCGCGAAUGCAGUCACUUCCUUCCUAUAGUUCCAUUCAACAUAUGCAGUAUUUUGCAGUACAAACUGAGCUGUAGUAUUCACUCUUUAUGCAUCAAAGAUAUAACUUCAAAGGUAGUAUUUUUUAUAUGCUUGUAACAUUUUGAGAGAAGCAGGCAGAUAAUUGUGAACAGUUACCUCCCUUCAUUCUUGCAACCAGGGGCCAGUGGGCGUGACAAUUCUUGGGUGCUGUUAAAAUCAUGAAUUUAUCAUGAAUUAAGAUAAUAAUUUUUUUAUAUUUGGGGUAUACUAGAUCCUUUAUGAUUUUUUGGUUAAUAUAGUUAAUCACUGUUAAUGAUUAAUUGUGAAAUAAUCUGGAUAGUGUCCUGCAUUAUUCCAUUUGAUGUAAUAAAAUAUUGGAUUGUUGUAGCCAGCUGUUGUCCAAGAUGCACACAGGUACUCCAUGUAUAAGCAUGAAUGUUUUUUAAAAUUUUUAAAUCAUAUGAUUGAAUUUGUGAUAAUGCCUAAGUUUGUUAAAUGUUUUACUGAAUACACGGUUGUCAUAUCUCAAUCAAUCAGUCAAUCCUCUCUGUGGCAUCUGGCAUGUGAGGCAACAUCAAGGGACCUCCAUUUGGUUCUGUCUGCUGCUGUUCUGUCUCAAGUGAUAGGCCUCUUUAGGUCCUUCUCGAUGGUUUGCCUCCAUAUCUCUUUGGCCUUCCUCUGAUCCUCUUUCCCUGUGGUGUCCAUCACAGGGCUGUUCUGGGGAUUGAGCCUGGAGGCAUGCGCCAUGCUUGUCCUAGCCAUCACCAGCACUGCAGUUGGAUUGCUUCUGGCAAGGUGCACAUCCCUGUCCUGUCUUGCAGCUCUUCAUUCGAGAUGGUAUUGGGCCAGAUUCUUGUGUAUGUGCCCCCAGUUGUCAUAUCUAGUAGUUUUAAAGAUUUAUAAAAAGAAUAAAUAGAAAUAUUUUAAUCAUAGAUUCAGUAUCAACUUGGUGUCACUGAAUAUUUAUCGCAUAGUUAACAUGCAGCACAAGACCAGUCAGGUUUUUUUGUCAUAGUAAACAUGGUAGAAAGUCGGUGAGGCAAAGACUUUUUUACUUAACAAUUUACUUCAGUUGGCUCAUUCAGUGUAGCAAAACAUAAAAAAAUUACUCCCAAAAUUUAAUCCAGCUGUUGAAGAUUUCUACAUUUUCACAAUCUUAAUACAUCCCUGAACUACUUAAAAUACAUAUCUUAACUAUGUACCUGAACUACGUAUCUUAGCUUCAUAAAUGUGCCUACCCAGUUUUGGAACAUUGUUUAAUAUGUGUAGGUUUUAUUUGUUUAUGUGCCUUUUCAUCUUGGGGUGUUACUCUGAGUUUUUAUUCACCAUCAACUGUAAUGAUGUUGUCCACAGAAAUUUGGCUGUGAACAUCACCAGAAUUUUUUUUUCAGUUAAUUUCGCAAUUAAUGGCCAGUGAAUUUGCUUUUGUACACUUAGUUCUUUAAAGAAAUCCAUACAUUUAGUGUGAAUUAACAUUAACAUUAUUUAACAUUAACCUUCAAUACAAAAGAAUUGUAGUUGAAGCAAUUAUGGUGCCAGUUGAUACUGAAAAAGUGGUAGUUGAUGGAAAAAGCAUUAAUCAUUGCAAGAUUGUACAUACAAGUUAUUUCAUUUUUCAUAAUUAUAAAUAUCUUUACACUUUCUUUUGUUGCAACCAAAGCAAAUGACCUGUGAUAAAUUGUUACAUGCUUUAUUUGAGCUAUAUGAUUGUGUCUGUGAUGACAACUGUGCUAAUUUACUUGUAAAAUUUUUGUGAUAUCAGUCAUAUGUUGUGCAACCCUUCUUGUACUAAAUGUUUUAUUGCUGUCAAGUUUAAAAAGUUGUCAAAACUUUCAAAUGUACUAAACUAGUAAAUAUUCAUUAUUUGUGAUGGUAGAUGAUGCAUGUAGCGAACAGAAUUUAGAAAAUCUUUGUAUGCAUUUGUAAUUAUAGAUUUUGCUCUUAUAGUUUACAAAUCAUCAGCCAAUGUGUUAAGAUUCAAAGGUGAGAAAUGUGAUGCAAAAAGUAUAUAAUGAAGAAGUGUGAUAACCACAAUUACAUGAUUAAUAUUACUAUUCAUUAUUUUCUUUUUUUAAUCAAUUACAGUUUUAUUUACAUGUAUUGAUUAAUGCUAACCAUUUAAAACUGUACUGAUAUUGUGUCUUUUUCUUGUGUAGGCAUUUUUUUUGUGUGUUUGCAUGUGUACUGAGUGGGUACUGUAUGUGUGUGAUAGGAACAUUGUUAAGCUAAUUAUAUCAAAAUACAAUAUGCUUGCUGCUGGCAAGUAAUUGUUCCAUACAAAACUUUUUAUUUUUUAUUAUUAUUGUUUCAGUGAAUAAUUUUAUUACAAAGAAUAUAGGAGCUGAACAGAGUAUAAAUAUUUUAUGGAUGUAGCCUGAAUGAAAUUUUACGAGGUAUAUUGUAUUUUUUUUAGGAAGUCAAUCAUUUUUCAGUGAUGUUUUUUUGCAAGAAGAACAAAGAAAGAAUGCAUUGACUGUUAGGUCUAUUCAGCGAAGUUUUAUUGAAUUUUCCUUUUAUAUAUCAUCCUGUCCUGGUUAGGUGAGUUUACCUGCUGUUACAUAGCUUUAAAAUACACAAAUAUUAUUUCUACACUUUUAAAAUGAGAGUUUAAAUAUUGUGUUUUGUCUUGGUCACCAAGUUUUGACUGUUUCUUUUCUGGUUGAUAGCGGUUUAUGUGAAAACUUAUGGUUAUGAGGACGGGAUGCUGAAAAGUGAUUUUAUUCAUUCCUUCCUCAUCCAACAUCCAAAAAAUGCUCAAGUAGAAAGAUGCAGACCUCUCUGGAGAGAUCUAAGAACAUACACUAUUUGAAGACUUACAGGCCUGCUGUGAGCCUGGGGAGAGAGAAAUAGAAAGAUAAGAUUCAAACUAUUUUUUUUGUUCAUUAAUACAAAAAUUUACUGUUUUUAGAGCAAAACUGUGAAUGAUAUUUGAGGCUGAAUCCUGGUAAAACUAAUUGGCUUUUUAUCCGCACUGAUAAAAUUUGUAUUUGAGGGAUUGAAGGAAAAUGCGUGCGCGGAGUAGAAAGUAAUUACUGUAUGUGUUUUACCAGCGGCAUGCUAUUUUCAGAAUAUCUGUUCGACUAACAAAAAAGCUUACUUGUUUCCCCCUCACAGUACUCCAGCUGUGAAUGUUCAAAAUAUCCACUACUACAAAGAUAUUUCUCUGCUGCACUUACAUCUCAUCAUUUCUGUUUGUUAGUAGAUGUACUAUGUCAUUUCUUACAUACAGGGACGAAACUUGUUUUCAUUCAAGAUACAUUCAAGAAUUAUUCAAGAUGUAUGUCUGUAUGUCGUCAUGUAUCCCUUAUCAGUAGGUCAGUCAACCUUUCUUGGAUUCCUCCAUCAUGUGCACCCCUAACACCAGACCUGCAAGACCGUAACCAAGCAACGUAACUUUGUAGAAUCGGGUUACAAAGCCGUCAGUAAAAUGUUUUACUUAUUAAAUAAUUUUAUUAAUUUGAAUAAGCUGACAGCAAUGUUCUUUAAACUGCUCAAGUGCUUGUCCUAUUGCAUGUACCAUUGAAUGAAACAAUUCAAAUCGAAAAGGGCAGUGAACUGUUUAAUUUACAUUUUGAAGCACGUUUAAAUAUUCUAUUUGUUACAAUAAUACGAAGCAGACUAAUAAUGUUCAUGCUGCACGAUCGGGACUGAGUCACACAUGUAAAUAUCGACAUCAAAAUUGGAUGUCAUUGAAAAAUUUUGGGGUUCAGACAGAAUAGGACCGUAUGCUGAAAA